Sebastes umbrosus (honeycomb rockfish) is the source of this 1218-nucleotide messenger RNA. It is a transcript of the gene sae1, whose product is annotated as SUMO1 activating enzyme subunit 1. The transcript is spliced from 9 exons. The record is from RefSeq and is a predicted model, not a curated record. Bases 122 to 1168 code for a protein of 348 amino acids. Gene Ontology annotation, biological process: protein sumoylation. Gene Ontology annotation, molecular function: SUMO activating enzyme activity. Gene Ontology annotation, cellular component: cytoplasm; SUMO activating enzyme complex. Lineage: Eukaryota; Metazoa; Chordata; Actinopteri; Perciformes; Sebastidae.
ACUCAGCGCCCGUUCAUUCAGCGGGAGCGUCGCGGAACAUUUGAAACACCUCCAGGAUCCUCUAGCUACAUAAAGAAAACAGCUUAAUUUACCCCCUGAUCACCGUCUGAAGAGAUCUGAGAUGAUCGAUAUGAUCGAGAAGGAGGACCCGGUCAUCAGCGAGGAGGAGGCGGCGCAGUACGACCGACAGAUCCGACUGUGGGGACUCGAUGCCCAGAAGAGGUUACGAGGGUCCCGUGUGCUCCUGGCAGGUUUAGGUGGUCUGGGGGCCGAAGUGGCCAAGAACUUGAUCCUGGCUGGAGUUAAAGGACUCACUCUGCUGGACCAUGAAAAGGUGUCGGAGGAGUCGUGUCGAGCUCAGUUCCUGGUUCCCGUGACGGCUAAGGGUCAGAACCGAGCCCAGGCGUCUCUGGAGCGAGGCCAGAACCUCAACCCGAUGGUGAAGGUCCACGCAGACCAGGACAAAAUCGAAGACAAACCAGACGACUUCUUUCUGCAGUUCGAUGCGGUGUGUCUGACAGGCUGCUCCAGAGACCUGAUGGUGCGUGUCGACCAGCUAUGUUCUCAGCACAACAUCAAGGUCUUCUGUGGCGACGUCUACGGUUACUAUGGUUACAUGUUCUGCAACCUCGGAAAGGAGCACAACUACGUCGAGGAGAAACCGAAACUGGUGAAACCGAAGGGAAAUUCCAACGACGGUCCGGAGGCGAAGAAAGCCAAAGUCGACCCCAACGAGACCACCAUUGUGAAAAAGACAGCCAGUUUCUGCACCCUGAAGGAGGCUCUGGAGGUCGACUGGACCACUGAGAAGGCCAAAGCCGGGAUGAAGCGAACACCAGUGGACUACUUCAUGCUUCACGUGCUGUUGAAGUUUCGUACCGACAAAGGCCGUGACCCCGACCCACAAUCCUUUCCAGAGGACAGUCAGCUCCUGAGACAGAUCCGUGAUGACGUCCUGGAGGCCUUGGCCGUGAGCAGUGACCUCCUGAAUGAUGACUUCAUCAGCUACUGCUUCUCUGAGAUGUCUCCAGUGUGCGCUGUCGUGGGAGGAGUUCUGGGACAGGAAGUUGUCAAGGCUCUCUCCCAAAGAGACCGCCCACACCGCAACUUCUUCUUCUUCGAUGGUCGUAAAGGCAACGGCAUGGUCGACUUCUUUGGACCAAACUAAACAGUUUUACACACAAAUUCAAGUCCAUUAAACUUCUGUCUUUUCCUUCA